AUGAGCAGCGGUACAAUUGAUGAUGCAUUGUUUCCCCUGCAUCGAAUCGAUCAGGACAUGGUUUUCGAAGAUAAGAAGAAUAUACUUUUGUCGAACCAGAUAAUUCUAUUCGUUUUAAACACAUCUCAUUACAUGACAGAUUUGAUAUAUGCACUGUACUUUCUAUCAUUCUGUGAAAGGGAAGAUAUAAAUGAUGGGACCAAUAGUGCUAGCGCUCGUAACUCACAUGGUGGUAGUGAGGAACAUAAACGUGAUGUAGCAGAACAGCUAGCAGAGAUUAGAAAACAAUUGUAUGCAUUGGUUUAUCAAGUCAGAACGAAUUUUAGACAACUGUUGGAUGAUUGCCGAAAGACGAGAGUAGAUUCUGCACCAAAAUUUAGACGUCUAGUGGAUUGGAAUUUAGUCUGUGUUCUUGGUGUUAUUAAUGACCUUUUGAUAUCAGAGAUGAGGCACAUUUCCACGCCACUUUCAGUACAGUUGCAUAACUGUAUGCUGGGAUUUGCUAACUUAUACCAAUUCUUGAAAAAGAUUCCAUUGCAGCACCAAUACCAAAUCACUAAACCUCAAUUAGAUGUACUUUUACAAGCAUUGGGAGUUGAAUUGAUACCGAGCUGGAAAUUACAAUUAGAUUUGUUGAACUAUCGAUUAUUCAGCACACUAGCAUGUAACGAUUCCAUCGUCUCAGAAUACAGAAAGAGCACCGGUGACUCCGAUACAAAUGUUAAGAAUGGUGAAGGAUUCAAAGUACUAGUGAAUUGGUUAAAAGACGAAAUUAUUGGUGAUGUGACGCUGUAA
Molecule: messenger RNA, 795 nt
Organism: Zygosaccharomyces rouxii
Lineage: Eukaryota; Fungi; Ascomycota; Saccharomycetes; Saccharomycetales; Saccharomycetaceae
Gene: CAL4
Product: Cal4p
Exons: 1
Coding region: 1-795 (264 amino acids)
Source: RefSeq, a predicted model, not a curated record